Messenger RNA from Micromonas commoda, 683 nucleotides. RefSeq names its product translocon-associated complex trap beta subunit (gene SSRbeta). Bases 1 to 675 code for a protein of 224 amino acids. Gene Ontology annotation, cellular component: endoplasmic reticulum. Lineage: Eukaryota; Viridiplantae; Chlorophyta; Mamiellophyceae; Mamiellales; Mamiellaceae. The transcript is spliced from 2 exons. The record is from RefSeq and is a predicted model, not a curated record.
AUGUUCCCGCGAACGGCGGUCCGCGCCACCUUGGUGGCGCUGUUCGUCGCCGCCGCGCUCUUCCAGGGUGUCGUCGCCGACAACGCCCCGACCUCCGCGCAUCUCAUUGUGCACAAGCUGAUCAUCGGGCGGAACAUGACCAUCGAGAUCACCCUGUACAACGCCGGGGAGACCGCCGCGACGGGCGUGGAGAUCAACGACCCCGGGUGGGACUCGUCGUCCUUCGCGAUGCUCGGGCCGUCGACGUCUGCGAAGUUCGCGUCGAUCCCUCCGCUGACGAAGAAGACGCACAGGUUCGUGGUGGUGCCCAAGGUGACCGGGCAGUUCUCCGCGGGUCCGUCGCUGGUGUCGUACACGGCGGGCGCGGGUCACCAGGCGUCGGGCACGAGCAACGCGCUGGACCCGCUCCCCAUCCUCACGCCAUGGGAGGCGAAGGUGGAGGUGGCAAUGAAGAUCGGCUCGUACCUGACGCUGGGCUUCUGCAACAACGCGGAGGAGUGGACCAAGGCGGCGAUCAUAACCACCGUUCUCGUGGGCCUCAUCACCGUCAACUGGAUAGCGCUCAAGGGUAAGCGCGCGGUGGCGGAGGCGCAGCGCAAGCAGGCCAUGAAGAGCCUCGGCAUCAACCCCAAGGACGUGGCGGUCUCGAAGAAGCAGAAGCAGAAGAAGAAGUGAGGGCCGAG